Molecule: messenger RNA, 3179 nt
Organism: Botrytis cinerea B05.10
Lineage: Eukaryota; Fungi; Ascomycota; Leotiomycetes; Helotiales; Sclerotiniaceae
Exons: 2
Coding region: 56-2995 (979 amino acids)
Source: RefSeq, a predicted model, not a curated record
GAAUCUCCUCAUAUUCUUGCUGUUAUCUAUCAACCUACUCCGCAGCUACUUCAAGAUGUCUGCAACACAAGCAAAAAACAGCGCCCCCACUUCUGCCCAGAAGAAAUCUGCCGAUACCAAGUGCGUCCAGACCACCAAAGGAUGGGUCUGCGCUCUUUGCUUCCCUCUCGGACAUGCUAGUCGUGCUCUUGAGCGUGUUAUGAACCUUGCUGAGCUCAGAGCUCAUGCUAAUGGAAAUCAUUAUGCUUCUCUCGGACAACAUGAAUGGGACAAUUAUGUCAAAAACUCUGUUUACUUUGAGGCACAGUUUCGAAAUCACAGCAGUCUUGGCUUGAACAAUGGUGUCAUUCAUGGUCCAACUACCAUCGUUUCCCAAAAAUCACCUGCCAAUCAAGUCGGUCUUCUCAAGCGCCCAUACGUUAAGAAGGCUACGCCUGCUACCACCGAAUCUGCUUUUGAUCUCAUGGAAACCAUGAUCAAUUUCAAUCAAACCGCCAAUGAUAAUGAUGAUGCCACCAACUAUGCAUUUCCAACUACUGCACUAUCUAAGGCCGGUCCUUUUAGUGAUACAUACGCACAUCUUCAAUUCGACAUGGCUUCACAGAAUGAGUCUGAAAUUAUCUCAUCACCAAACACGCCCUCUCGAAAGAAGAAUUUCACACCCAAGAAUCCUCUUCGCCAACGAUUGAGUGAAAACCCUUCGUUCGAAUCCGCAGUCUCUGUUCAUGGCCUCGCUAAAGUCCAAGCUGCCGGUAACAUCGGCCUUCAACGAUAUCUCGAUCGACAAGCUCGCGGUCUUCCUCGCACAUCCAACAUUCCACUUCAACUGGGCUCUACUCCUCGCAAUGGUACCAUGGACCUUUCUCUUACUGCUGCAAACUAUGCUGCCGCUGGUAUGCCAAAUAUCCAUACUGAUAAGGCUACUAGACGUACCAAAAAGAUUUAUCAUCGUCAUCAAGGAUCUACUUCUCUCGGUGCCACUCAGGUUGCUAGAAACAACACCUCUCCUUUGACUAAUACUGCUACGACCAACGCCUCACUCAAUAUUUUUGGUGUUCCAGCUGCUAUCUAUGGUCAAGCUCCCGGAGCGGCUUAUGAAUCUCAUACAUACAAGUCUAUCUAUGCAGACGCACCUUCGCAAGAACAGCUUCCACUUCCUGAUCUUUCUCUUCCCGGCCUCUCAUUUGCCGAUCAACCACUCAACAACACUGGUCUCAAUGACAUUUACGGAUCUUUUGAUUUUGACGCAUACAUGGCUGAUUCCAACUGCGCCUUUGACAGCGAUUCGGCUGUUGAAAAUACAACCCCACAACAGAACACCAACAGCGUCAAUGACUUCUUCACCUGGGCUGGCAUUCCAAACCAGAACGUCGCCCCCUUGAACAAUACUGAGAAGAUUGGUGCCGAUUUCUUCACCACCGCCAAUACUGCCAACACACAAAGCUCUGAAAUCGAUGCUAUGCUGCAUUAUGGCAACUUCUCUUCUCCUCAGGAUAAUAACCAUAAUUUCACAAUCUUCAAAGCUGAUUCUCUUGAAUAUGGACCUGCGGGUGUUCAAGUCUUGAAGGAUGCUGAAGCAAUUAUUUCUGCUCGUUCAUCUUCAUCUGGAGCUCGUUCGACUGCUUCUUCCGCUACCAACACUUCCGCGCCGGACACCAAGACUCUUCCUAGUACUGUUGCUCCAGAUACGCCUGCCACCCCGCUUUCUUUGCAAGAGCUUGAAGCUGCCAACAAAGCAUUAACAGAAGAGCUUGCAUUCCAAAAGGGCUUACACCAGGCCGAUGUUAGACGUCGCAAGCUUGAGGCAAAGAAAGCCAUCCAACGCCGUGAGGAUGAAGCCCGACUCAAGAAGAAGACCGAUGCGCGAUACAAGAGAUUGAUAGAUCAGAGAAAGGCCAAUCAAGUUUUGACCAAGCAAUUGGCGGACGAGAAGGAAAGCAAUGAUGAUUUGAGAAUGCUGCUGGCGCAAGAAAAGACCUCGCGCCAGGAAGAUAAGCAGCGCCACAAUGCUGAAUUCAAGGCCCAGACGGAGCUUGUUGUUAAAGCCAAUGCCGCCAUUUCGCGACAAACAUCUGUGGAAAAUAAGCAGAAGAAACAAAUCGCUCAGAAGAAGACACAGGUAGCUGCUGCUGCUACUACCAAUAAAGAGGUUGAAGCCAUGCUAGCCCCUGCCAUUCAGAAAAAGGCACAGGUAGUAGCUGAUACUACUAAUAAAAAGGCUGAAGCUAUGCGAGCCCCUGUCAUUCAAAAGAAAACACAGGUAGUAGCUGAUACUACUAAUCAAAAGGCUGAAGCUGUGCGAGCACCUGCCAUUCAGAAAAAGGCACAGGUAGUAGCUGAUACUACUACUACUACAGAGGUUGAAACCAUGAGAGCUCCCCCCAUUCAGAAGUUCACUAACGAUAGAAAAAAGUUCCUCGCUACUACUGCUGCUAGAGAGGCUCAAGUCAUGCGAGGCCCCUUCAUUCAGAAGGCCGCUAUCGAUAGAAGAAAGAUUCUCACAGCCAAGAAACCCGUCGCUUCCAUCCAGACUCCCGAAAAGCUUGCAGCCAAGAAACCCGUUGCUUCCAUCCAGGCUCCCGAAAAGCUUGUCUCGGCCUAUGAUAAAGGCAGAAAGACAACCCACCCCUCCAAUGUCUCUACCGCAGCUAAUCCACCUCGGCCUACAACUUCGAGAAAGCGACCUGCUUCUGAUAUCCCAGCUAUUCCUGCUCUCACGAGAGAACAUGUCAUCAAGAAAGCACGAACUACAGUUGCAGGCGAUGCACCGAGAAAGUCUGUUCCAGAUGGUAAUGGAAAAUUUCAUUGGGAUAGGAAGUUUGAUUGUUCAGGCAAGCUUACAGGUGAAGCUAGGAAGGAAGCAGAGGUGAAGGAAAAUGCAGAGCGGUUGAGAAUCAUGAAUGAAUAUACCGAAAACAAAGUUUCUGGCGAAGCACCGGUCAUUCAAGGUCAUCUUAUUGAUCCUAAGCGUUUCAAUGAUAAAGGACGUUUCUAAGGAGAUUGAGAGGGUUGUAUGAUUAGGAGAUGGAGAGAUUGGGAUGUUGAGAGAUUGGAAAAUUGAUUGGGAGUAAUUAGUUUUACCUGCAUGUAUUUGGAAGGAAUACGGGAUAUAGGAUUUUCAGAUUUUGUAUGAGCAUUCGGUUGAUGAUUAGAUAGUUAUAUGCUCCUCUAUACCCGCA